This is a messenger RNA of Salvelinus namaycush (lake trout), 1176 nucleotides long. Its product is annotated as cyclin-dependent kinase 2-associated protein 2-like. The transcript is spliced from 5 exons. Bases 206 to 649 code for a protein of 147 amino acids. NCBI's taxonomy places the organism in Eukaryota, Metazoa, Chordata, Actinopteri, Salmoniformes, Salmonidae. Gene Ontology annotation, cellular component: microtubule; cytoplasm; nucleus. Gene Ontology annotation, biological process: regulation of microtubule cytoskeleton organization; negative regulation of G1/S transition of mitotic cell cycle. The record is from RefSeq and is a predicted model, not a curated record.
UAACUAGCUAUGACAUGCGCAGUGGUGAACAAAGACAUUGCAAUUACAAGUUAGGUCACCCGCUAACCAGUUUGUUUCUAUUAAUUUGACUUCAUCUGAAGCAAGAUGUCAUCUCGUCGACCUUUGGUUCUGUAACUAGUUAGCGACCUACAGUUAGCUAACGUUAGCUUGGCUACCUAGCUGACGUUAGUUAGGCUACGACCAGAUGAGCUCUCAGGGGCCCAGCCCACCAGUAAAGCUGUAUCAGCACCGGGUCGACGGGACAGACGGAAGCGGCGCGUCGUUGUAUGGGGAGGUCCGCAGUGACAUCACGAUGAGCUACAAACCCAUCGCCCCUGCCCCGUCCGGCUCCAACCACACCCCGCCAGGCUCCAGUGUGCCCUCCCCCUCACUCCCCUCCUCCUCCAACUUCAGACCGGCGUUCAGUGAUUUCGGCCCGCCGUCGAUGGGCUUCGUUCAGCCAGUGAAAGUGUCUCAAGGCUCAACCUACAGCGAGCUGCUGUCAGUCAUAGAGGAGAUGAGUCGCGAGAUCCGCCCCACCUACGCCGGGAGCAAGAGCGCCAUGGAGAGGCUAAAGAGAGGUAUCAUUCACGCGAGGGCGCUGGUCAGGGAGUGUCUGGCAGAGACAGAGAGGAGCGCUCGCACAUAACCCUUGGCAGAAUCCCCUCGUCUCUGUACAGGCCUCAUCUAUGUGUCACGUCUUUGUUAUCCUGACUGAACUUGUAACCUUCCCUUGUUCCAUUCCCUCUUCCAUGUAGUCUCUCACAAAGCCUAUUGGGUGUGUUCAGAAUGUGUAACACAUUUUGCAGUUGUAGGACAGUUUGCUCUCAGAACAUUCUGUAACUUAAUUCGGUUUCAUAGGCACCAUGAGGGCCUGGUAAAUAUUGUCUGAUCCUGGUUGUCCAGUUCAGUGAUGGUGAUGUAAAAUAUUUCUGAUAGAUUAUUGAAAACUAUGCUAUAAUGAAAUGUCUAUCUGAUGAGUUUGAUACUCUGAAUCUUUCUCUUAGCUGCUAUACUGACACCACUCAACAACCAAAGGUUCAAUUACACAUUAUUUUACAGUAAGCAACACUUAAGCCUUGUUCACACUGCAGGCCUUAAUGCUCAAAUCAGUUUUGUUUUUUCAAAUCCGUUUUGCAAUACUGACUGUCCAAACAGCAAGUCAAGUGACCAAAU